Molecule: messenger RNA, 1782 nt
Organism: Microstroma glucosiphilum
Lineage: Eukaryota; Fungi; Basidiomycota; Exobasidiomycetes; Microstromatales; Microstromataceae
Product: PHP domain-like protein
Exons: 2
Coding region: 77-1396 (439 amino acids)
Biological process (GO): tRNA processing
Cellular component (GO): nucleolar ribonuclease P complex
Molecular function (GO): RNA binding
Source: RefSeq, a predicted model, not a curated record
CACAACCAUACAGACGCCUCAAGAUCCCGCAAAGCAGCGCCCCCAAGGUCUGAGAUAGCCUCCUCUGCGAUCUGUCAUGGUCUAUCACGACCUCAACGUCAGUCUCCCUGCGUCCCUCUUUGCUAAUCCCUCGGGGUCCUCCUCAUCCUCUGCUGGCCCAUCGCAAGCUGCUGGGCCAAACGGGGGCGGAAAGAAGAACAAGAAGAACAAGCAGGCCAACCAACAGCAGCAGCAGCAGAAGCAGGCAGGAGGAGCAGCAGCAGUGGGCAGCAGUAGUGGUAGUACGACCGGAGAUGAUCCCUUGAAUAGGCUCAGCAAGGCUCAAAGAGAUGAGCUGGAAGCAAGGGUGAAGGACUUGAGAGACUUGGGAUACUCGACCAUCGCCUUCAACCACAUCGUCGAGUCCAAGUUCGACCACAAUCUUCACAAGAACCCCUUCCACUCUCCUCCCUCCACCACCUCUUCUCCCCUCUCACCCAACCAAGUCAUGCCCCCAGUCUCCUCUCCCAUCUUCCCCUCUCUAGCAAAAGGGAAAAAUCCCAUACGGCAACUACACCGUCUGACUUUUGUCCUGGACGCUGCCUCCGAGUCCAAAUCAGGCAACGGACUGGUGCCUCUCUCCACGCCCGCUCUGCUCUCCUACGAUCUACUAGCCGUGAAACCACUCACGGCAAAUGCGUUCAACGCUGCCUGUCUCACACAUACCGAGCUCAAGCCAGGUGUGAGCUUCGAUAUCAUCUCCCUCGACCUAAGUAGUACACCUCGUCUGCCCUUCUUCCUCAAGAGGAGUACGGUAGGAAAAGCAAUUGAGAAUGGAGCCGUCUUCGAGGUGUGCUACUCUGAUGCUCUCCCCUUUGGGAACCAACCUCCCCUCCCAUCCGUCGCGUCCGGAGGACACCAAUUGAAAGCAGAAGAUCGUCUCCGCAAUCUAAUAAGCAAUACUCGCGACUUACUCCGCGUAACCAAUGGUGGUCGCGGGCUACUACUCUCCUCUGGUGCAUCCUCUGUUCUGGGACUUAGAGGACCGGGGGAUAUCCUCAAUCUCGCCAAGCUCUUUGGAUUCAGUCAGGGGCUGGCACGCGAUGCUCUCACUGAGACAUGUAGAGCUUUAUUGCUAAGAGCGGAGACGAGACGGAGCUUUAGAGGGGUGGUGGGGUGGCCCAGGGUUGUGGAUCCGGUUGGGGAGCCGGAGAAGGCGAUGGGGACGGCGACGACGGCAGCGGUAGCGGUAGCGGUACCGGCAGGGAACGCGGACGCGGGUGCAAGUGUAGCAACGAUCAGAACCGCGAGGGAUCCAGACCCAGAAGAGGACAUGGGCUUUGUGAGUCCGGGGGAGAAGAAGCGCAAGUUGGAAGACCAGAAGGGCAAGAAUGGCAAAAAGCAACGGCAGAAGUGAGCGAACGAGGAGGGUCACAAGGGAACAGGCAGUGCACUUGUGCUUAGUCGUGUCAUUUCGUCGAUAUACCCCCGCUACUACUGCGCAUUUUCUUGACAAUGGUAACAGUACUAUAUGCAGCCUCCCUGUUGCACACCUACAUCCAGUCGCCCCCAUCUUCAUCGUCGCUCAAAUCGCCAUCAGCAAUCUCCGUCGCCAGCUCCCUCUGCCUCUCUCUAGCCUUCUCAGCAUUAGCCAAUUCAUCUCCUUUACCGCCAUUGAGCGGAUACCUCAUAGCUUUGACGCUCUCAUUCCUCAAGCCCAGACACCACUCGAUUCUCCCUUCGAACAUCUUCCUGGGCUCCUCGGUGCUGUACACGUCACGACGCUCCUGACUGAUCAUCCAU